Messenger RNA from Fusarium pseudograminearum CS3096, 912 nucleotides. RefSeq lists its product as uncharacterized. NCBI's taxonomy places the organism in Eukaryota, Fungi, Ascomycota, Sordariomycetes, Hypocreales, Nectriaceae. The transcript has 2 exons. Bases 1 to 912 code for a protein of 303 amino acids. The record is from RefSeq and is a predicted model, not a curated record.
AUGGCGGUCCUUUCAACCCUCAAAGAGCUUGCUGAGCAACUCAUUGACCCUUACCUGUUCAUGAGCAUAGCAGUGCGUUUCCUCCCUAGCACAAUUCUCGAAGUUAUCAGGAAUAAAGAUUUCCGUACUCUGCUCUCGCCAUCUCGGUUCAAGGAGGCUUGGUUUGGAAACUUUUGGGCCUUCAUAGGUCCCCAGGUGAAGGCCAACGCGGAGAGCAAAGUCAUUCCACUACUCGAAGGACGGGUCAAGAAUGGCCGCAUGGGAGACGAGGUUGUCGAGAGGCCCAUCAAUGGAGUUGUUCUUGAGAUUGGUGCGGGGACCGGGAUGUGGGCGGAUGUGUUUGCCAAAGUCAACGUCGGGGUGAACACCGAGGAGAGCGAAGAUGGGGAACUCAGACGGAGAAAGGGAGAAGAAGGCGGUUUGACUCGUGUAUAUGGCAUCGAACCCAACCCCAAGUCUGCAGCAACUCUACGACAAAGAGUAAAGGAGAUUGGGCUUGAUGGCGUCUAUGAGGUUGUCCCAGUGGGCAUCGAAUCCAUCAAUGACCCGAAAGCGUGGGAUGGCCGUAUCGAGCCUGAAAGCGUCGACUGCAUUGUCACUAUUCUAUGUCUUUGCAGUAUCCCUGAGCCUGAAAAGAACAUCAAGCUUCUGUAUCAAAGUCUCAAGAAGGGGGGUCGAUGGUAUGCGUAUGAGCAUGUUCGCAUUGAUCAGAGUAGGAGCUUCUUUUUGCGUGCUUACCAAUGGGUUACUGGACUCGUGUGGUCACAAGUCAUGGGCUCAUGCCGAAUCUGCCGAUCGACUGGCAAAACGUUGAGGGAAGCAGGUCCAUGGGAGAAGAUUGAUCUAGCGCCACCAGUAGGAGAAGCAAGAUUUCGUCUUCUUCCCCACGUACUGGGAACAUUGACAAAGUAG